UAAGCUCCCCUGAUGCGCGCUCCACUACAGAGGUAGUCUCCCCUGAUGCGUGCUCCACUACAGAGGUAGCCUCCCCCGACACGUGCUCUCCUGAACAGGUAGCCUCCCCCGACACGUGCUCUCCUGAACAGGUAGCCUCCCCCGACACAUGCUCUGUGUCAGAUCUCACGUCGCAGCAGUCGUCUGCGGAUGACAGCACACGGAUGCCAUCGGACGCCGACGUCGUAAACGACGCUGCCUCCUCAACGGCCGCCCCGCAGGCUAACGGCGAUGCGACGGCGCCCCCUGGCAGCAGCCCUCCGCCGAUCACCUGCCCGGCGGACUCCGUCGAACAGCCGGACACGACGCAAGCACCACCUGGCGGGUCGGCGUCGCCUGCAGCGGUCAUGCAGGUGUCGCUGAACGGGUCGACCGACGUGCCGCUGACGGCGUCGUUCGUCAUGCAGGCGCCCCCUGGCGGCUCCAGCGGCGCUCGACCGAGUCUCAGCGUGAAUUCGUUUGCGAGCGUGAAUAGCAGCAGCUUUGUGUCGCCGGCGUCGGACGGCUGGGAGUUUGUGGACGACGAUCCGCCGCUCGGCGUACCUGUAUGACCCGUGGCGCGUCCUGCUGGUGUGUCUCUAUGACCCGUGGCACCCCCUGCUGGUAUAUCUGCAUGACCCGUGGCGCCUCCUGCCGGUAUAUCUGCAUGACCCGUAGCGCCACCUGCUGGUAUAUCUGCAUGACCCGUGGCGCCACCUGCCAGUAUAUCUGCAUGACCUGUGGCGCCCCCUGCUGGUGUACUUGCAGAAACCUUGACGUCUCCUACUGAUAUAGCUUCAUGACCCGUGACACCUUCUGCUUGUAUAUAUACCUGUAUGAUGGGCAGCAGCUACCAGCAUACCGGUAUGUGACAUGUUGGGCUCCUUGCUUCUAGCUCUGCGGCGCACAGCUAGUUGUGCCUUGGUACCUUCAUGUGGUUUCUUGGUACCUAGUCACAGAACAAAAGUGUGAUUGGUCUACCAGGGGAAAUUACCAUAGUGUGCUACUACCCUCUGGCAUUAUAUGGUGCUGUGAAGAUGGUCACUGUGAAACGUGCUGCCUAUUGUCAGAGGGAAUGCUGGGAUCAGAUGGAAGAGGGAAGGUGCUAGUCAUCGCAAUCAGUAGUGGUUUAUUAAUCAACACAUUAGUAUGUAAAGUAUAUCGCUGGCAAGUACUAUGUGCGUGUGUGUGCGUGUGUGUGCGUGUGUGUGUGUGUGUGUGUGUGUGCCCAAGUGUGCGUGCGUGCGUGUGUGUGCCCGUGUGUGCGUGCGUGCGUGCGUGUGUGUAUACAGUACUUACAUAUUCACAGGGUGUUAUCUUUUAUUCAUCAUCUCUAGGUGGCAUUGCUGAGGCAUUGUUCCAGUCUUGCUGCACAUAAUGUAACAGGUUACUUGAUGUCUUGCCCCUUGGUCAUUUCUCUUUUACCAAGUUCUUCUGUGAUCAAUAUUGAAAAUCAAAACCAACAGGGUUCAGUAUAUUUGCACGACAUUAUUAAUUGUGAAAACACCAGCAGUGGUGUGGCAAUGAAAGAUGAAAAUAAUUUUCUAUUUGUCAUUCUUUGCAGUCUUCGUGCAUAAUUUGUACAGCAUGCCAUUUUCGAUCUAUAUUUAGUGAAUGUUUGUUUUCUAGGAAAGUAGCCAAGGUUCUUAGGGGCUUUGCUUCUUCAUUAUUGUGAUAUAUUCUGUGUGGCACAGCGUUUUGUAAUAUAGGUCAGCGAUAUACAAGUAAUGAGUAACACCCAAGAAGAACCAGUGAGGAGGGAUUCCAAUUUUAACUUUAAUCCAUCAGAAUUGGAGGUUCAGCCUAUUUUAGAUCACCGUGUACAUGCAUAUAGCAGUGUAGAUUAGCAGCUCUUUGCAUGUAGCGAAAUUUACAGCACACAAAAACGUAGUUAGUAAUUCCAGAUCUGUUGCGUAGUUGUUAGUUUGAUGCUUUGGCAUGAAAACCAUUUGGCAAGAGAAUUAUAGAUGUUGAUCAGCAUUGUGUACAGGAUGAAGUACAUACCAAUGUCAGACUGUUGUCCUACAUUUUUGACGAUGUUAGAUAUGAAACUUCUAAAUACGUAUUUUUAUGCGUACUACAACACGCAUUGACGUUUGUGUACGUGUACUUAUCUGCCUUGUUUAUGCCCACCCAGUCUAGAAGGCAAAGAAAUGCCACGCACAGACGAAAGUAAAUGAGACCCUAUUUGUUAGCCACUUGGCUAUGCCAGUAGUUUGCACUGGAUGAUUUCAGGAGAAAACCUGGAAUUGACCUUGCACAAUAGCACUUGUGUAAAUUGUGAGAUGUCUGUGAUAAUUGUUUUAGAUUUUUUUUUAUGCUACUGUAAGGAGAGGAUUAAUUUUAUCCAGUCUACUAAUUGCAGUGUUAUUCUGUGAGAUUACGAUGCACAGAAAAUGGAGGCCUUUUACAUUCUGUAAUCAUUGUAUUGUAAGUAUUGGAUCUCUCGAUGGCAGUGUAACAUGCUACUUGUAAAUACUUGGAUUUACCUCCAUCCAAUAGUGGCAUUCUCAACAAUUAUAUAAACUAUGUAAAAUGGUAUUUAAACUUGACUGCAAGAAUGAAAUAACAUUGAGCACAGAUUCGGCACAUUCAGAAGAUGUGCUUUCGGUUGCUUCACAGCUUGGGUGUAUGUACAUAGUUUUGUUGUUGGAUACAGUGAUUUGUUUUGCAAGCAGGUAGGCUAUUUUUGUUUUUAAUCAUAGUGCUUUGAAAUUGAAGGUUACAAAUAUACAACUAUUGUAUUUAUUAUACUGACAAAGAAAUGAUUGUGAAUAAAAAUGUUAUUAUAUUGACAGAAAA
Messenger RNA from Priapulus caudatus, 2820 nucleotides. RefSeq names its product protein transport protein SEC31-like. NCBI's taxonomy places the organism in Eukaryota, Metazoa, Priapulida, Priapulimorpha, Priapulimorphida, Priapulidae. Bases 204 to 590 code for a protein of 128 amino acids. The transcript is spliced from 2 exons. The record is from RefSeq and is a predicted model, not a curated record.